Molecule: messenger RNA, 1530 nt
Organism: Glossina fuscipes
Lineage: Eukaryota; Metazoa; Arthropoda; Insecta; Diptera; Glossinidae
Gene: Rala
Product: ras-related protein Ral-a
Exons: 5
Coding region: 792-1385 (197 amino acids)
Biological process (GO): Ras protein signal transduction
Cellular component (GO): plasma membrane
Molecular function (GO): GTPase activity; GDP binding; GTP binding
Source: RefSeq, a predicted model, not a curated record
UUUUUUGAUGAAUAGUGGAAAGACAUAGAGAGCGCAGAUAAAAGCGGAUUAGUUAAGUUACGCGACGGCGGUGGCAUGUUUUGUUUUGUAUAAUUUUGUACUGAUGAGUAGAAAUGAUAAAGCAAUAAAACUUUAUUGGUUUUGCUUUCUAAAUUUGAUUAAAAAGAUUGCAAACACAGCGUGCGUGACAACGGUCUGAGGAAAAUAUUUUCGACAUAAAAAAAAGACGCGCAAAUUAUUUUCUCAGCAUUGUGAAAAAACGGUAAUAACAAAAACUGUAAAUGAGAGAGAGCAAGAUAGUAAAGAAGCAAUCAAAAUUAAAAUAAGUUUUGGAAAAAAUAUAAAAUUUGAUUAAAAUAAAGAAAGCAUACAAUACGAUCAGAAAGUGUCAUAAAAAAAAAAUAAAUAAAUUUCAUUAAGAAUACUUGUUCCCAACGAAAGUAAGAAAAGGAUUACAAUAAAUAAAUUUUUGGAAUGCUUCUAAAAGUUAAUUAAACGAACACAAACGACUGGUGGUGUGUAUAUCGUAUAACACACAAGCAUUUUGCAUUCACUGUUGAUCCUCGCCCUUCGGUCCUCCUUCAGUUGUUUCUUAAUAGCUAAGCAACGUAGCAUAAUCUGUUUCCUCACAACCAUUUGUAACGAUAAAACACCAAUACAAACAAGCGCAUCGUAUAUUAUAUACACACACAUAUAUAUCUAUAUAUAUAUAUAUCUAUAUAUAUAUAUAUCUAUAUAUAUAAAUAUAUAUUAAAAUAUUGAAAUCAAAAGCACAUAUAUAGAACGAGAAGAUGAGUAAAAAGCCAACAACUGGACCCGCACUACAUAAAGUGAUAAUGGUAGGCAGCGGUGGUGUGGGUAAAUCGGCUCUAACACUACAAUUUAUGUACGAUGAAUUUGUUGAGGAUUAUGAACCAACCAAAGCUGAUAGUUAUAGAAAAAAGGUGGUUUUAGAUGGUGAAGAAGUACAAAUAGAUAUUUUAGAUACAGCCGGCCAAGAAGAUUAUGCUGCCAUCAGAGAUAAUUAUUUUCGCAGUGGAGAAGGUUUCCUUUGCGUUUUCUCCAUAACAGAUGACGAAAGCUUCCAAGCUACACAGGAAUUCAGGGAACAAAUAUUGCGCGUAAAAAAUGACGAAAGUAUACCUUUUCUUCUGGUUGGUAACAAAUGCGAUUUGAAUGACCGGCGCAAAGUAGCCCUUAACGAGUGUCAGACCAGAGCUCAAAUGUGGCAGGUGCCGUAUGUAGAAACAUCAGCCAAAACUCGUGAAAAUGUCGACAAAAUAUUUUACGAUCUUAUCAGGGAUAUAUCAUCACGUAAAAAACAACGUCAAACCGAGGUACGACAGCCGACAAAAACCAAAUCUCACUGCUGCCAAUUGCUGUAAUAAUCGUUUUGUAAACUUUUCCCCGUAACUUAAUCUUUAAAUGAAAGGAUUCUUGUUCGUUCAUUAUCUUUUUUUUUUCUUUUUUUUUUUUUUUUGUUUGUUUUUUAUAAUACGAGUAUUCUAAACAGAGGACAAAUAAAGAAAA